CGACGCCGGCCACGCUCGCCUCGCCGGAGGCGUCAACUCCCCGCCCUCGCCCUCGACCUCGACCUCGACCUCGACCUCGAGGCAGUCCCUGGACAGGGUAUCGACGCCGUAGCUUCGUGUUGCGGUCUCCGGCGCGCUCGUCGCCGAGCGAGUCCUCGCAACCGCUCGCCGGCGUCUUCGAGUAAAUCUUUCUGUACAAGCAACUCAGUACUGAAGAUUGGUCCAUCCACUCCGUUUGUUGCUAAUGGAGUCGGAUUACCCGGUUUCGAAGAAAACAAGAUUGGACGAUGCAAUGGAUUCUGAAAUGGAGGAAGUGCCUUCCAGUGCAUCGGGUGUGAAUCCGAAUCUGCAUUGGACCCAGUGGCAAAUACUGGACUCCAUCCUCCCCACCGGCGGUUUCGCGCACUCCUACGGCCUUGAAGCCACUAUGCAAUCUCGCAUAGUGAACAACCAGGAAGACUUAAGGUCAUUUGUCAUCCAGGUCAUGGAGAACACUGGCAGCCUCCUGCUUCCCUUCGUGUACUGUGCUAGCAAGUCCCCUGAUGCUGCAACAUGGGUCAAGCUGGAUCAGUUGCUGGAAGCUACAUUGACGAACGAAGUUGGCAGGAAGGCAUCGACGUCGCAAGGCUCAGCUUUGCUGAGAGUGGCUGCAUCUGUCUUCACUGAGAUCCAAGCGCUGCAGGAUCUGAGGCAGGCAUUUCUCGGCUCCAAAACAGUGUCAUUUCACCAUGCGCCUAUUUUUGGGCUAAUAUGUGGACUGGUUGGAUUCGAUGGCGAGACGGCGCAACGCGCUUACAUGUUUGUGACAAUGAGGGAUGUGAUCUCUGCCGCAACGAGGCUCAAUUUGAUUGGGCCGUUGGCUGCUUCGGUGCUGCAGCACCAGAUUGCACCAGAUGCUGAAAGGAUGGUGCAGAAGUGGAGGGACCGUGAUGUCGCAGACGCAUCACAGACUGCCCCUCUGCUUGAUGCAUUGCAGGGCUGCCAUGCUUACAUGUUCUCCAGGCUGUUUUGCUCCUGACAAUGAGGUUGCUGAAUGCAAUUUGUUGUAAUUCUAUCCGCAGUAUUACCUUGGAGGAAGUAAAGUGCCACUGCCUUUUGUUAAACAAAAAUAACACCAGGUGAUUACAAGCAUCUCAGGGACAGAUUCCUCAUGCUGAAUCUUAUUUUAUUUUCAAGCAAACUUGUACAACAACGAUGCCAACAAUGCAUCAUCGAUAUUCAACAAUUAUACCCAAUCAUAGCAUGUCUGUCUUCAUAUUCAACAAUUGUAACAUCAGUAUUUGCAUGUCACAUGUUUCAAAGCACAUCCGUUUCAUUUGCCCCAUAAUACAAAGUACUACAUCUAUUGCUCUUGCUCCAGCUUCUAUCCUAGGAUUGCUGAACUGCAGCAGCUUGCUUGGCUUCUAGGGACUUUUCAUAGUCCUCAAUUGACUUGAACAGCUCGGAAAAGUUGCCCUUGCCAAACCCGCCACAGCCGCCUUUCUGGUAGUCUUGCCCAUUCUCAUCCUUCUCCAUGCACCCGAUCCUUUGGAUUAUCUCCAAGAACAACGUUGGCCUGAAUGAAAUAGCUGAUCCAAUUAGACCCAUUGAUGAUACAGACGAAGAGCAUUUCCCAGUGGGCAAUAGACUUGCUGAUUUAUGCCCAUGGAGUUGGGAAAGGGCAUUUCUUUCUCUCUUUUUAAAACAUUGAUCUGGAUCUAGACAUCAAAGUUCAAGUGCAAAUUACCAACGAUGAUAAGCUAACUAUCUUUUACUAAUUUACUAAUUAGUGGUUCCUUUUGGUGCCUCCACGUUAAUCCUAAGAAAAUCUUAAAAAUUCUCAUAAAAAAGCAAAACAUCCGACCGUCGAAUUAAUUGAUUGACUAACUGUAACUAUGGAUCAACUACCAGACGAAACAACAUAGAAGAUUAAAAAAUAAAUCAUAGAGUUCAGUCCCAAAAAUACUUCUUCCCUUGCCUUUCCUUCUCUUUUUUUUUAACAUAUCAUUUGUCCAACAAGGUUACGUUAGCAAACUCUAACUUAGUUACGUUAGUAAUCAACACACUUUUCCAAAUCAAUUAUAAUCAAACAUUACAAAAUUAAAACAACAGAACGCAAACAUAUUACGGAUUAU
This is a messenger RNA of Phragmites australis (common reed), 2114 nucleotides long. RefSeq names its product urease accessory protein F-like. Gene Ontology annotation, molecular function: nickel cation binding. Lineage: Eukaryota; Viridiplantae; Streptophyta; Magnoliopsida; Poales; Poaceae. The record is from RefSeq and is a predicted model, not a curated record. The transcript has 3 exons. The coding region runs from base 245 to 1018 and encodes 257 amino acids.